AUGAAUUAGAAAUAAUCUGAUUUACUAUCUGUUACACCAAGAGUAUUAUCUAGUCGUAGUAGUUAGCCUAGUAUUUAUUUAUAUGAAAAUUAGAUGAAUAGUUACUUGAAGAUACCUCUAGGAAACCAUCAAUAUUAUUUACAAAAUUAGAAAAAGUUCAAUUAUCACAUGAAGCAAGUGAAAGUGUAUAAUCAAAUGAGUCUUAAGAAAUGCCAUAAAAAUUUGUAUAAGGAUUCAAGAAUUAAAUUUGGAAAGAAAGAGCUUUGAAUGUUAUUGUUUUAGUAGCCAGAUUUGUUACUUAUUUAUUGACUAAUUCAGAUAAAUUUAAACUUAGAUACUUAGAAUUAAGACAAUUCAAAGUUAUAGGAGAUUAAGCAUCUGAUUAUAAUUAUUAUUUGACAAGAAGAUUAAUUAGAGCUAAAUCAAAAUAACAUAUAUGUGUAAGUAUGGCUUAGUAUUUAAUAAGUUUCAUCUUAAGGUUGUCUUUAAGAAGAUUGUCCAUAUAUUUCGUCGGCUUGGAAUUAAUAUUUCACCUAUAACUCCUGAUCACACUUUAAAAUUACUUUGGGAUCUAUUUGUAUUUACUAUACUAAUCAUCAAUAUUAUAUAUAUUCCAUUGAAAAUUUCAUUUGAAAUUUAAGGAUCUAAUGAUGGCAUUGACUUUUUCCUUGAAACCUUACCAUAAUAUGUAUUUAUUUGUGAGAUUUUAUUGAAUUUUAAUGUUGCCUAUUAUAGUAGAGGAAUUUUGGUUUUAAAUUAAGUUUAGAUAAUAAAACAUUAUUUAAAAGGGAAAUUUAUAACUGAUUUUAUAGUUUUGAUUCCUUUUUUGAUUGGUAGAUCCAAUGUUCCUUACAUAGAAUUCGUAUUAUUGUUGAGAGUUUCAAGAGUAACUUCACAACUUAUUAAAUUUUUAGAUUAUGUUCAUUUUUGAAAAUUUGGUUGAAACCUUAAAUUUGAGAGUCAAUUUUGCAGCUGUGAUUGAUUUAAUAUCAUUAUUAGCAACAUUUUUGUUUGCAUCUCAUUUAAUAGCAUGUGUUUGGCAUUUCAUUGCUAUUCAAGAACAUCUUUAUUAGAAUACAAUAUACACUUGGGCAGACAAAGCUUAAUUAGAAUCUGAUUGGAUUAGUAGAUAUAUUACAUCAUUUUAUUGGGCUUGUAUAACAACCUUAACAAUUGGUUAUGGUGACAUAACCCCAGUAAUAUUCAUUAAUAUUUAUUAGGUAACUCAAAUUGAAAAAUUAUUUGUCAUUUUUGUAACCUUAUUGAGUUCUAUUAUAUUUGGUUAUACAAUCUCAAGUAUUGGAGCAAUAUUUACAUAAAUCUCUGAAAAUAAAAAUUAUCUUAGAGAUAAAAUGACUAUGAUUGACUCUUUUAUAAAAAGAAGAGGAUUAAAUAAAGAGCUUUAAGUAAGAGUUAAAAAAUUUUUUGAAUAUUAUUUAAAAACAUAAAAGAAUACAGACUUUGAAUGUGAAAAACUUAUGGAACAUUUAUCAGGAACUUUAAUAAGAGAAGUUAAAAUUGAUUUUUACAAAUCUUUAUUCUUUCAAUCAAAACUAUUUAGAUAAAAUUUUUCUGAUGAAUUUAUUUCUAAUCUUUGUCUUUUGGUUAAAGAAUAAAGUUUUGUACCUGAAGAAGUUAUUUUUUAAGAAGGUUAAUAAGUAGAUCGAAUGUAUUUUAUUUUAAAAGGGGAGGUUGAAGCAAAUGUGAGACAUAAUAAAUUAGUUAAGAUUUAUAAAAGAAGAUAAGCUAUAGAUGAGAAAGGAUUUAUUUCUUAAAAUUGUGCUUAAUUUACUUCAAGAGCAGUUAAAUUUUCUAAAUUAGCUUAUGUUACUUUUGAAGAUGUUCUAAGUUUACUAUAAUUAAAUAAAGAAGAUCUUGAAAAAUAUUAUAGGAUUAAACAUUAAAUAUAAUUUGGAGGUAGAAUUAAAUUUAGUGGAUGUGAACUUUGUUAUUAAAAUCAUAUUUUUACAAAGUGUCCUUUUGUCUUUUAUACACCCAACAAUAUGAGAUUAUUUAGAAAAAAACAUAAUUAAGAUUAAUAAAAUAGAUAAUUUUAAUAAAGAAAAAUAUCAUAAAAAUUAUUUACUCAUAAAUCUAUUAUUAAUUUAAGAAUACUUUAAAAGAGUAUAUUAGAAUAUGGAAAUUCUACAUUUUUAUAUACUGAUCUUCUUCCUGAUUGUGAUUUCUUUUAGAUUAAUAAAAAUGAUGAACUUAAUUGUGAUGGUGAUGGUUAAUCAAUAUCUGAAGAAUCAAUGAAUUCACCUGAUAAUACAGGUACUUAAUUUAAACACUAAUAUUCAUCUUAAUCAUAAUAAGCUAAUUAUAUGGCUUAAUCAAUAUCAAAAAAUUUGAAUAGAGUUUAUUAAGAACCUGGAAUUUCCUCUCUACGUAUUAAAAUUACAAAAGGUACUAAAAAAUAAACUCUUAAUGCAUCAAAUUAAAAAAUUGUUCAUGAUAAUGAAGAUUAAAAAGAAAUUAAUUUAGAUAGUAAAUAAAUUAUAUUGAGAUAAAAUAGUAAAUAAUUAUAAGAUUUAUAAUCAAAGUCUACUAAAGAAAUAAAUUUUGAACCCACAUAAAUUAAAUUAAUUGAAUAAGAAAUUGUAAAAAAUAUUUUUGAAUAACAUGAACAUUAAAUAGAUUCUUAAAAAGAAUUUGAAUUUUAUGAUAUAUAAUUUAAUUUAAGCAAUAUUAUCAAAGAUUUAUUUACAAAAAAAAGAAAAAAAAUGAUGUUUUAAAUUAGUAGAAAAAGAUAAAAAAAAUAAUUAUUUUGUGUUUUAAACAAAAGAGAAUAAAGUUAAAUUGCUAUCAAUAAUAGUUUUUGCAAUGUAGAUGCAUGA
This is a messenger RNA of Paramecium primaurelia, 2837 nucleotides long. The record is from the annotation of a GenBank genome assembly. NCBI's taxonomy places the organism in Eukaryota, Ciliophora, Oligohymenophorea, Peniculida, Parameciidae.